GGCGGUGGUGGUGGUGGAGGGUGAAACCACUGAACAUCUUCAUCCCUUAUCCCAGGCAGCAGAGCAGGCAUGUUUGUUGGAUGUGGGAGAGCUCCCAGUGGACUAGCAGCACCUGAUCAGAGAGAAAGAGAGAGCGAGAGAGCGAGAGAAAGAAAGCACAAGGCAGCCUGACCCCCAGCCUCACUAUUAUUGCUCACUGUAAAGGCACUCGCAGUACCUCAACUUAAAUCAGCCUGUGGGCUAUCUGGAUGCGUUGUAACGAUGGGUGGCUUUAGCUGUGCCUCCUCCAGCCCUGCUCGCUGCUGCCUGUUGCUGUUGCGCCUCUCUGUGUCUGUCUUACUGCUGCUGCUCUUGUCUCAGCCUGACCUUGCGGCUGCUAAGAGCCUGAGAGUGAAAACGGGAGACAAAUACGACGACUAUGAAUAUCAGCUGAUCUCACAUUCUUCCCAAUACCAGAAGAAUGACCGGUGCCCUCCUCCGCCUCAGGCGUUGCCGCACAAGGCCUGUGAGGUUCCCAGCUGCAGGUCAGACUCUGAGUGCGAACGGCACAAAAGAUGCUGUUACAAUGGAUGCAUUUAUGCUUGCUUGGAAUCCGUGCAGCCACCACCAGUUCUAGAUUGGUUGGUACAACCAAAACCCAGAUGGCUUGGGGGCAAUGGGUGGCUGCUGGAUGGACCAGAGGAAGUGCUUCAAGCUGAAGCUUGUAGCACUACAGAGGACGGAGACGAACCCUUGCAUUGCCCCACUGGCUACGAAUGUCACAUCAUCAAUCCCGGCAACUCGGCAGAGGGAAUACCAAACCGAGGGCAAUGCAUAAAGCAACGGGGCAACAGUGAUGGACGCAAUUUAAGACCCAAAUUUUACAAGGAGUACAAGGAUUAUUUUGGGACUGAUUCUAACAACGCGGUCGGAUACAAGAAGCACCACCACAAGCAUCUGGGCUGAGCUUUCCAACCUGCGGACACGUCCAGGCCUUUCAAUGCGAAUCAGCGAUCGGCCUUUUCACACACAUCCUUUUGGUGUCGAUGACGAUAGAACGCAACAGAUAACUUGGGCUUCAGUUUCACAGUGUUGAUCGAAUGGUGCCGGUAUCUUUUCAACAUGCAAUACAGCAUUCAAUGCAACUUGCAUUUACAAUUACUACAGGGGCAAAGUAUGUGCAAAAAGGUGCUUACAAUUCCCAGUUCACAAGCUGCUAAAAUACUGCAUAACAUAGAUUUUUUUUGUAUUAAUCCUGUAUAAAUUCCAACUGUAACGCCCAACUGAGGCACUCUCUCAGCAAGUGCUCAUCGCUACGUGACAUUGUUUUAUCCUUGAUAGUCCUCUCGUAAAUCGCACAAACGUGAAUACUUAGAAGUUACAUUCGAACAGCUGCGAAGAGGUACUACCGAAUAAAUCUAAACAAUCUUUCUCGACCAUACAACAUUUUGAAAGCUUUUAUCACCCCGCAAAUGCACAGUCACUCUGACUUCCCUUUAUUUGGACAAUUGUUCCGGUUGUCUCAUCCCAUUCUGUCAUCAGUAAAAGCGUCCUUUUCCAUUCCCACAACCGUAUCGCAAAAAAUACCCCAAUAAACAUGGUGCAAAUAUUGAAAAGGAA
Messenger RNA from Callorhinchus milii (elephant shark), 1599 nucleotides. RefSeq names its product WAP four-disulfide core domain 1 (gene wfdc1). Gene Ontology annotation, biological process: regulation of cell growth. The record is from RefSeq and is a predicted model, not a curated record. The coding region runs from base 262 to 945 and encodes 227 amino acids. Gene Ontology annotation, cellular component: extracellular region. Gene Ontology annotation, molecular function: peptidase inhibitor activity. Lineage: Eukaryota; Metazoa; Chordata; Chondrichthyes; Chimaeriformes; Callorhinchidae. The transcript is spliced from 6 exons.